This is a messenger RNA of Helicoverpa armigera (cotton bollworm), 2499 nucleotides long. It is a transcript of the gene vex, whose product is annotated as vexed. The record is from RefSeq and is a predicted model, not a curated record. The transcript is spliced from 6 exons. Bases 281 to 1111 code for a protein of 276 amino acids. Lineage: Eukaryota; Metazoa; Arthropoda; Insecta; Lepidoptera; Noctuidae.
AGAAAUUCGGCGGUACAGCUCGCCGACAGUAUCGCAUACCUCCUCCGUGUGCCAAGCCGGGAGGACGUGUCGAGUCGCGAGACGCGAGACCGAGUAGUGUGACUGUGAGAGUGUUAGCGUGACAUAACUGGCUGGAAUUCAAAUACGGAAUGACAUAGAACGCUCAAUUUGAAAAUAGAUACGCGCGCGCAGUUUGACAGUGACAUCUAUAAGUCAGAAAAAAGUUCUUUUAUUAAUUUUGAGCUGAUUAUUUCAAUUAAAAGUAGUAUUUUUUGCCAAAAUGCUUCGUUAUUGGUUGUGUUUCGCGAGUGCAGUGUGUCUAGCGGGUCACUGUGGCGCCAAUUACUGUAGGGACGCCAAUCUCUGCUGUCCAGGGCGGGAUAGUUCCUGUGUCAUACAGAAGGCGCAUCAGAACGCGAUUAUUGAAGACUUGACGGACAAGCCGUGCUACUGUGACCAUGCUUGCUUGAAGUUGGGAGACUGCUGUCCGGAUUUUAGAGAGACUUGUGGAGUAAUAGACUGCGUGGUCUCCGGCUGGGGUCCGUGGUCGGAGUGCGACACGAAUUGCGGCUCCGGCAGCAUGGUGCGCAGUCGUCGAGUCGCGCAGGCGCCGGCGCAUGGCGGGAAGCACUGCCCCUCGUUGGUGCAGAGACGAGCCUGUCAGGAGCAUAGGGGGUGUUCGGCUGAUAGUGAUGUUCCGUUACGAGAUGAGACAGCAAUGCUCCUGCCAGGCGGCCUCUCAGUGAGCCGCCACUCCAACGACACGGUGGACAUCCGCAAGAACCUGCGACUGCGCAACCCUGACGACCCGGAGUCCAACUCGCAUAGAGAAUACUGUGCCCAGUUCGAGGUCACCAAGGUGUCGAAGGCUUGCCACACGGAUUCCGACUAUAAGGCCUUGAGAGAAGGUGCGACGGUCUGCGUUCUUUGCGAAACGGCGGCUCUGCGACGAGACUUAAAAUGGCGGUGCAGUGGUCACGGCGUGCCCGGUCAUGCGACCCGGUUCUAUGCCCUCGUGGCUCCUCAUUGUCACGGCAAAUGGGUGAAAGCAGCUCAGAACCCGGAUAAGAGGAGCGACUGCUGCGUAAACCCUAAUUUUAUUUUUGUUUAGGUAAGAAUUGUUUGUUUGCAGAUGUAAGGAUGAAGAGCGCUUUCGCACUACGAUUUUUUGACGCCAAUUGCGAGACUAAACAAUUGCUAAGUUUUGCCAAACUAUUAUGAUAUUAUGUGCGGUUGAAUCCCCUAGCGUGAAAGCUCUCUAAAGUAAACUGGUUUCGGAUUUUGCAAGUUAAAGAGUGUUGAUAAGAGUGACUUGAUCUGAUAACCAAUGGAUGGAGUAUACCUAUACCUAAGUUUUGCGCAUACCUACCUAUAAACAUAUUUCUCUUUUAAAGAACUUUUUGAGAAAUAAAUUAUCACCAUAUGUAAUUGUGCUACAAACAAUACACAAUGUUAGCUGGUCAACUAUACUCUACAAUUAAAGUCCAAUUUUGCGUUUUUCACAGCAUUCAAUUCGUAUAUUUUUUUAAAACAAAUCAACAGUCCAUUGGUUAACAGAUUGUUCGUAAACCGUUUAGCUCGAAUUUGUCUUUUUUUUCGGAUUAAGUUAGUAUGAUUGUUUUUAAAAAUAGCGCUGUUUAAUACGGUUUUAUCAAUAAGCGGAACAACCUCGAAUAAUAAUGUAUUGAAUUGCAUUUAUUAAUUUUAAGUAAUAUGACGGAUGUUAAGAGUACCCACUGCAAACUUUUAGUCGGCCGAUAGUUUGUUUGAGCUCAUAAAUCAGUAUGAAGAUGAAUGGUAGUACGCACAUUACAAAGAUCAGAUAUUUAGCUGGUAUCAGACCGACUGAAAACUUUGAUUGGAAUCUAGAUUUUCUUUAAAAAAAAUGGCCAACCAUCGGGUCAACCUGUUUAGUUUGCAUUGUGCGGGUAUUCUAAUGGAAAUAAACACCAUCGCAUUUAAUAAGACUUGUAAGCUCAAUAAUUAUGUAAAUAAAAUAACUUCUAGGUUCUAGUACAUUACUUUUUGAACUUCUGUCUCAACGCAACCCUGCCUUUACACUUUUGAUUUGCUUCCGUAAAAAUUACGUAAGUAACUUCUGUAAGUCGUAAUAAGUUCUGAGACAUUACUGUAAGUGACUUACAAAGGAGUUUUACAUUUAUAAAUGUAUCGUAAGUUAAUUACAUAAGCUACUUAUGUGAGUAUAAGUUACAAGUGAAAAGGCGGGGUAACGAAAGUCCCGGGUUCAAAUAUGUUCGAUACUGUUUGAACAGAAACGUAUAAUUUUUCAAUUUGCUUUUUUUGCAAUUUUAUGAAGGCAUUUUUUUAUGUUUAUGAUAUUUAAGAGUUAGUUAGUUUCUUCAAUAAUUUUGUAACUUCUAGCAGGUAAUAACUAAUAGUUUUGAUAAUAAUACUACUUAAUAAAUAAAAAUAGUUUGUGAAUACAUAUCUUGACGACUUAUGUACAUAAUAAUGUUAAAUAAACUCAUUAUGAAGUGA